CUCGUUACUCAUUCUUUUGUAAAUACGGAUUUUGAAAAAUGAGUUAUCGAUACAUGGGCGAAAACCUGCAGAGUUUCAGCCCUUUCUCUGCUCCGUUACGAAACCCUCCGGAAAUGGCGUCGCCAGUUUCAUCUCGUAAAGGUCUCGGCGGAAUCAUGCAAAUGCAACCAACACCAACACCAACACAAAUGAAGAAAACCAAAGUAGGUUUCUUUGGUGAUCGGCUUGAUGACAUGGAAGACGACAUGGGAUUGGGAGGUAGUGCAUACUUUGGGCAGUCGAUGAUGCCUUUGAGAGAGAAAGAACUGUUUUCUCGGUUUGGAGGAGGAGGAGGAAUGUACGGAGGAGCAACAGCUGGACCACAAACACAGGGAAUGUACAGCUCAGGCUUUGGACUAGGGAGUACGACAGUAUCCGGGUCUCAGUAUUCCAACCCUGUGCGGUCAUCACAGUUUCCUACUCGAUCGUUUAGCUCAUCAAGCAGCUCUGGUAAUUUGUCAGGCUUGCAGACACCAAUGAGCAGUGGUCCACCUGGAGCACCAGGAUCACCGGCAAUCAGUCGCAAUGGAUUUGCAAUGGGCAGCCAUGGGCUUUUGUCGCAGGGAUUUUCGUCAGCUCCUGGACAGUUUGGCUCAGUUGCCACACCAGGUGUGAUGUCUAACAACAGAACUGGACUUGGAGGUCUUGGGAUGAUGAGCAGCAUGAGUGGGAGCGGAAGCAACUUGGCAAUUGGGAGUAAACACAACAGACCGCCUCACAUUCCUCUUGGAUUAGGAGGGACCACCAAUGGCAUGAGUAACACACUGGGAUUGUCCAGCAUCUACAGCUCAUCCAGACCCAGCCAAGGAAUGAUGAGCCCAAACUUUCCAAUGGGUGACACGACGUCACCACCUAAUCAGUCAAUGACAUUUAAUAUGUCUGAUUUUCCUGCAUUGUCACAACAACGUGGCAUUGGUGGUAAUUCGACGUCGUUGAUCAGUGGAAGUAGCAGCGGGUUUUCUUCAGCGAUGCCGAUGCCGAUGAGAAGCAGCUAUGCAGGAUUUGUGACGAAGCCACCAGAGCAGCCGCAAGAGUUUCAAAUGCAUCACGAAGAUUUUCCGGCUUUACCAGGAGCAACUCAUGCGAACCAAUCUACAGAGACGUCGGGGAAUGAAGUUGCAAUAUCAGAAAGCAACAAAUUGCCUUUCCACAUUCCAUCCUCACUCUCCAGCUCGUUUGGAUUACCGGAUUCACGAGCUCCUGGGUCUGCGAUUGACAUUCGAGAUAAUGGCUCAAGACCGGCUCCAGUGGGUGGAGUCAUUGGACAGAAGCCUAUAGCAUCUAGACUGAUGCAGCAGUCGAGACAGCCUGGACCACCAUCGCAGCAGUUGACACAGCAGUCGUCACAGCAACCAGCACAGACGCCAGUAAACCAGCCAGGCUCUGUCACUCUUCCAGCCGGCAUGGUCACAGAUCAGUUUGGCAUGUUGGGAUUGCUAACAUUCAUUCGUGCUGCAGAGACUGAUCCAGAUCUUGUGUCACUGGCACUUGGAAGUGAUCUAACGACUCUUGGGCUAAAUCUGAAUUCACCAGAAAACUUGUAUUCUACGUUUGCAUCACCAUUUGCGGAAGCGCCACUGAGACCAAAAGAUAUGGACUACUCGGUUCCUCCAGAAUAUUUAACAAAUGCGUACAUAAGAGACAAGCUGCCACCGCCAAACAAAUUGAAUCGUUAUCCAGAUGAUUUACUGUUCUAUCUCUAUUACAAUAAUGGAGGAGAUCUGUUUCAAUUAGCUGUAACAGCAGAAUUAUACGCUCGUGACUGGAGAUACCAUAAAGAGGAACGAAUAUGGAUAACUCGCAUGCCUGGAAUAGAGCCAGCAAUGAAGACAACAGCAUAUGAACGAGGCACAUACUACUUCUUUGAUUGUCAGAACUGGCGCAAAGCAGCAAAGGAGUUUCAUCUCGAUUACGACAAACUGGAAGACAGACCCAUUCUGCCUUCAUUGGGGCCAGCAGCAGUGACUCCAGUGGGCGUCGUGGCUUAGUUGGCAUCGUGGUUUACUAGUAGACAGUAGUGUAUUGUUUCUUCUGUGUUAUGAUAUGGAGCAAUCCGAUGUAAUUAAUACGUAAUGUUGACUUCCUGUGUAGACAAAGUUUAUUGCAGAAUUUUGGUGAUUUUGUUAUUUUUGUUUGAAUGUAUGCUGCUCUGCAGCUCAUAAUACACACAUAGGUUUGAACGUUGAUA
This is a messenger RNA of Corticium candelabrum, 2227 nucleotides long. Its product is annotated as CCR4-NOT transcription complex subunit 2-like. Gene Ontology annotation, cellular component: P-body; CCR4-NOT core complex. Gene Ontology annotation, biological process: regulation of stem cell population maintenance; nuclear-transcribed mRNA poly(A) tail shortening; regulation of DNA-templated transcription. Lineage: Eukaryota; Metazoa; Porifera; Homoscleromorpha; Homosclerophorida; Plakinidae. The record is from RefSeq and is a predicted model, not a curated record. The coding region runs from base 39 to 2027 and encodes 662 amino acids. The transcript has 22 exons.